AUGUUGGUGAAAUUAUUAUUCUUUUCAGACCGUGGUGAAUGCGUAAACCAGUGUGUCUCGAGGUACCCUUCGUACUUCCGUGGCUACUACAUGAAAGCCAAUGAUUGCCCAGGAGCCACCCUGACAAACGCAUCUCAAACAGACGGGGAUGUCAUCUGCUGUAUUUUCGAUACUACCAUAGUUCCCUCCAUCCCACAGAAUGUCAGUGUUUCCAGGGAAGUUUAUUUGGCCAUGGUUGGGGAUACCACAAGGACAAGAGCGCUGUAUCCAUUUUAUAUGAAAGCUUUGAGUACAGCGGACAUCAUUGGUAAUAAACUGGAAAUAGCUGCCUUUACUGCCCAGGUAAGUACAAAAAUAAAAUCGCUCGACGGGUGUUUUAUUACACGGGAAAAGCACAAGAAAGUGCACAAAAUGUCUCUUAAGGUGACAAUGAGAAAGGAACAGGGAAUAGCUGAAAGAUGAGGAGUAGGCUUGGAUAAAUUCUGCUCGUAAAAUGGCUUAUUCUGCCUUCCGGCAGUGCUCGUAAAAAUCGCUUAUUCUACUCAAAAUUCUGCUGGGACACCAUUAUUCUGUUCGAAUUCUGCUCGGUAUCCUAAAGACAAUUCUGGCCAUGUUUAUUUUCGCAAAUAUAGAAGGGAGCCUGGGUCUAACCCCUAAAAACUAAUUCGAUAUUCAUUCGUAGCAAAAUUGUAAUUCCUCUUACUUUUAAUGUGAGAGCGUUGUAGCUAUUAAAUAAUCAAAUUAGGGCCUGUUUGUAUGAAGGUGGGGGACCUAAGAUAGGUGAGGUAACAUGUGGCGCGUCAGAGAUUAUAUGGACAGGCGAGUUACCCCACCUAAGCGGGUUACCUCACCUACCUGGCGUACCCCACCUCCAUGUAAGCAGGCCCUUAGUUUUAAAUUUUUCUUACAACUGUUAUGAAUAUCAUUAGUACCGCUGAUUUUCCCUUAUUUCGCUCAAAUUCUGCUCGAAAAUGCCUUAUUCUGCCGGCAGAAUGCUCGCCUCAAAAAUCGCUUAUUCUGCUCGAAAUUCUGCCGGCAGAAUUUAUCCAAGCCUAAUGAGGAGUAGUAAUAAAAUCGAAUUGUAAAAUAAGCACCUCAAUUUAGUAUUCCAAAUACUUUUUUCUAUCGGAAAGGAGUGCUGAAAAAAAAAAGGAAAUAAAGAGAAAAAAAUCCUAAGCGUGGUUCGGUUAAUGAUCGCUACCAUAGCUACAAAGCGCUAAAAAAAGCAUAGCGAUCUAAACGAUCGUAGGUGUUAUAUAGACAAACCGGCAAGCUUAAGUCUUCAAGUGACCGUUGCUGCGCUGUCCUUAGCAUGACCAACAAACUGCGAAUUUUGUCUUUAUUUAGAUUCUAUAUCAAACUUCAGGACUGAGACUUUCAGAGGAAAGUUCCUAUGGAGAAAAGCCCACCAACGAAGAAGGAAAUGACAAACGCAAAUUUAAAAGUCGUGGAUUUCUUCCUUUAAUCGGACAACAUUUUUAUGAACUGGCUUCAUCUGCUGUCAAAGAGGAGAUUAUUGGUUAGUAUAACAACAACAACAACAACAAAUUUUUUAUUUACGUCAUGCAUGAUUGCAAACUAAGAUAGCUUAGCCCGCAAAUAGCACAAGCUAAUCUAGUCGGUCUAAAAAAGCGAAAACUAAUAGUUAUAAUAAUAGUAGUAAAAUUAUAAUGAUGAUGAAAUAAAAAUAAUUAAUUAAUAAUUUAUUAAUUAUUAUGAUAAUAUUAAAUAUCGACUAUAUAGCAAUGUUUAAACGAACAGAGAAUCGAACAGGUUAAGGAAACGGUCUUCCUCGGUGUAGUCCUUGAUGAACAUCUGUCUUGGAAACCGCACAUUUCUCAAGUAGCUCGUAAAAUCUCGAAAUCAAUAGGUGUCAUUAAUAGAGCAAGAUUUUUUCUACCUAAACCGUGUCUAAAAACUCUUUAUUAUUGUUUAGUUUAUCCUUAUCUUCAUUAUUGUAUUAUUGUCUGGGGAUCUACGUACAAAACCAAUCUUCGCCGUCUUGUCUCUUUGCAAAAGCGAGUUAUCAGAAUUAUUUCUAAAUCAACUUUCGAUUCUCAUUCAGACCCUAUUUUCAAAGAAUUAGAGCUACUAAAACUUUCCGAUAUUAGACAGCUAGAAUUAGGUAAACUUAUGUUUUCUCUUAACCAUUCUCUUUUGCCUUCAAAGUUCAACAAUUAUUUUUCUUUAAACAAACAAGUCCAUAGCUAUGCCACUAGACACGCGAACGAUUUUCACCUUCCCUCUUGUAGAACAAACCUCCGUAAAUUUUCUGUCAGUUUCCAAGGACCUACUUAUUAUAACACUAUAGAAAAUGAUAUAAAAGAAUCUAAUUCUCUCCACUUAUUCAAAACGAAAUUGAAAAAAAAAUUAUAUAUGAAUUAUUAGUUAUAAAUCUUGUAGUAAAUAUAGUUAUAUUUCUUCCAUGUCUGAUAUUAUUUUUAUACUUAUUGUUACUUGUACCAUACCUUAUAUUUUGUCAACUCAGUCUAUGUAAUUAGUUAAUUUAUACUUACCUUCAGUGUAUUUUGCUUUCGAUCCUGGCCUUACCGUUACUGUUAACUUUAUUUUUACUCUGAGGGAGCCCAAUGUCUAUAAGCCUCAUGGUUUCUGUUUGGGCUUCCUCGCCACUUUCAUUUGCUUUUGUGUAACUGUCUUGUUUUAUCGUUAUUUGUAUUUUUGUGGUAAAUCAAAUAAAGUUAAAGUUAAAGUUAAAGUUAGUGAAUUAAGAAAGUGAAAAUAACAAAGAAAUAAUUAUAGAACGCAGUGAUCAGCGUGAGAUACAUGAGGUCAUCAUGAUAUGUUCUAAAGACAGUCAUUGCGGGCGACAAAAGGAGCCCGCAGCCUAUUCUUGGUCAGCGGCACUCUAUGAACUGUAUAGCGAUAUUUUUCCCGAAUCUGUUCAUAUUCUUGGGAUGCCCGUGUUGUACCGACUAUUAUGCAUGGUAUUUGGCCGCUAAGGCCCUGGUGUUGAGUUUAAGGUCCGUCUGAUGUCACGGUAAUCACGUGAACGCACGUGCAAGUAAUGCAAUACUUAUUAUUACAUUCGAUAAUUCAGGUUCGAUUCAGGUACAGAAAAACUGUACUAAAUGGGAGACCUUUUGAUUCGCCUUGCUGGCUUGGAAUCUAAGUUUACUCAGGAAAAUAAAAGUAGACCGUGAUCUCAGCUUAGUGCGAGACACGUUAUCGCUAAGAUACGAGUGCUAGCAAAGUCUAAAAAGCGAUUUAAAUUAAGUUUUUCCAGGUUUCACUACAGUGCAUAGUUUUUAUAUCUUAUACGUUUCCAAUCAUGUUACGUCGCUUGUCAUCCGAAACCUUCAAUAAGCUUUAAACUCCAGUGGUUAUUUAAGCUUUGAAAAAAUUAAACAGCUCAACUGUUAGGAGGCGAAAUAGGUCUAGAUGAAACUUUGUCCCCAGGGUUUUUAUGCGAGGGGCUGUGGACAAGGGAAAGGCCUAGAGGGCGAGUCUGGACUAAAUGAUUAGUUUUUGCAUUUAUUAAAUUUUUCAGCAUAACCAUUUUAGGGCACAUUUACAAACUUAUGGUCCGCCAAGGUGGUUAAAAAUCUAUUUUCUUUGCUAACAUCCCACAAAAUUGAAAACACUCGCAGAUCAGCCGGAGAUGGUGGCUUUGCCAUCCAUUGGAUUCAAGGUGGCUUCAUGGCUGUGGAAAGAAGGGUACGCCUCAGCUCGUAAUAUCAGCCUAACCACAGGGAGUAUGGGAGACUACUGUAAUGGAACUGAAUACAGCUUCGUUGAGUUAUCUCACAAGAUUCAAAAUAGUUCCACGGGGAUUGAACGACUUUUCCAGUACUGGAGACACACUACUAAGGUAGCUGUUUUUAGCUUGUUUUUCUUACACUCAAGCCAGUGACACAAGUACCUAUGCCAAGAGUUAUUGUAGCUAGCGAGUGAGUGAGCGUUUUCAUAUGAACUUUCCCCUUGGAAAGAAUUUCACGUUCCAAACUUGGUUCCACAGGUUCUUGGUCUUUCAUGUCCAUCCCAAGGCCAAGGGCCGUUGUGUUACUCGGGGCAAAGAAAAGGACGUUGUAAACUCAUGAAGAGCUGCAAAGGAGAGUACACUACAGAGGGUUGCCCUGGAGCGUCACCUAUCGCCUGUUGCCUAGGUAAUGGUAUAGUUUAGUUUAAUAUAAAAACUUACGGCCAAAAAGUGAAAGACUGUGAUUGCUGAGUAUGACCAAUUGGCUCAUUCUCUCUUGGUAUGACCUAGAGAAGUAUGCCGAUCCGUAGUCAAGGAGGGUGUUAUCCGCCGAGGUCGAAGACCGAUGGGGAUAACACCCUCCGAGGCCUUCACAACUGAGAUUCCAACAAAACCUAGGAAUCCAAAACAAGAGAUAAUGAGCUACCUCAUUCUCUCUUGUCCAAAAUUAUUAUUCAAAAUAAUUCGCACUUUCAAAACAUGCUUACCUCGAUCAGUUCGACCGCAAAACAGGUGAAAUUUUUCGCCAUUUUCUCCAGCUCUAACAAAACAGCUGAGCUAACAGAUCCUCUUCCCCAGGGCUUCUUGGUUGCCGUAGCUUUUUCUGGCGAUAGCAUGCACUACACAAACGACAUUUUAACAGAUAUGUCUUUUUAACUAUUACUUUUUAGAAGUGUAUAUGACAUUUUGGCAGCAAAAUACCGUAUAACUGGGUAAAAAAAAAAAUGCUUAAGAUACCGUGGAACCCUAACUUCUAGUUGGGUCUACAUAAUUUUUCCUGUUAUUGAUAAAAUACAAAUCUAUUUUAUUUUUAUUGGUAAAAUAUAGUGCUAUUUUAUUGCACACUUUACUUAGUUACCCGGUGAAUAGCUGAAAAUUAGGUUUUCUUCCAUCACCACAGAAAAGGUUUGAAGGCGGGAUAUUAGAGAAUAAGAACUCCUAAAUAAUGCUAGGUAGUUAAUAGAGUCGUUUUGUGGUAUAGGUUCAGAAUUACGGGAAGUUGUCUAUCGUCACCGUAGUCUCCACAUGUUAAAAACGAGACCUGAUGGUCAGCUGGUAUUUCUUGGGGCAUUUUCCGUCUGAAAAAUAACUGCAAGUAGCACUUAAUGGCAUCUCGACAUUAAUUGCUGCUAAAGGCAAUAGUAUUUCAUUAAAAUAAUAUAUAGAUUUAGCCAGGGCUAAAAGCGAGGCUCCCAUUAAUAUAUUUAUAAUUUAAAUCAAACAAUAAACUUGUAUUCCACAAUUCAGUUAACUUUAGAGCACAUAGCACAUUCAUGUGACUUUUGAGGGAAAGGCUAAGUGAUUUUAGAGAAAAAUAAUUUGCAAACAGCCCAUGCCAAGAGUGAGCCAAAUCUUACACCGAGUUGAUAUCCUCAUAUGUACACCCAAAAAAUAGCAAUCAUCUUCGAUAACAUUUAGGAGCCAUAAUGGCUCUUGAUCACCGUAAGAUUAAUUAGGCCUGGAAAAAAAAUCAGGCCGAAUUUUUUUGCGUUCGACAAGUUUACUUUACAAAAUCUUGUCAACAAAUCCGGGUGCAUGUAAACCAACCUUUUAUACCAUUUAUACAUCACAUCUGAGCUGAAACAGUACCAUGAGGUACUCUUUUUAUCAUACAGACCUCGGACAGAAUGCAGUAUUUCACAAUUUUGCAACACAAAUUGCACUCAUUCAAUAUUCAGGACGAUCGAAGCACGCGUGGGCUCUUUAAACCGUUAAAAAAAUUUCCAAAAUCACCUAUACGGCCAGCCAGUUCUCACUUUUGCAGUGCGAGCUACAGCGAGUGUUUGAACGAACAUACUAGAAUUAAGCUGCAACAUAAUAAAGAAAUUAUCAUGUUUAUUCCGUUUUAUCAAAUGGUUUUAUCCAUGUGUAAUCUUUAAAAGCGCUGGUUUGAUACGCGCGGCAUUUUGAGUACUCCUGCAAGCGAUGUUCACUGAACGACUGAAAACAAACGGCACGGCGAUUGAAAUUACAAGAGAGACUACCAACAAUCAAUAAAAGAAAUAUAAUUCGGUGAAACAUAUACAGAAACAACAUUUUUCAUUCACGAAGACAAGUAUUAAAGCGUCUCUAAAAAUCCUGAGUCUUCAAGCUUAAAGCUUAAGUUUAUGUUUUAAGCCGGCUUCCCGGUAUUUACUUUUUUCAAAGAUGAACUUGAGGCAAGAAAAUCGCUCAAAGCUUUCUUUUACAGCCAGAAUUAUAACUAAAUGUUCUUUGGAACGUUUUCUUUCUAUUUGCGGUAAGAAAAUGUCUAAAGGCUUUUUAAAGUUCUGUAAGCUUAUAUCAAACCUGAUUCUUGGUCAUAUCAAAUUGUCUCAAAUCUUACAAACGUGCAUAAACUACACAGCUGCAUAAACUGCGCUCGACUUCAUUAAAUUAGAUAUAAAAACCAAACAUCAAACGCAGUAAUUACUGAGGCUUACCAUUCGAGAUGCAGCUCCUGAAAGGUAUCAAGGAAGGCUAGUAUCAUUUCAGACUUUUCAACCCUUACGCAUCAAGCAAGGUGAAAAGCGAAAUCGAUGCUAUCCGAAAUCGGAUUUUCGACUUUGACAAGUAAUGUAUUAAUUUCUCAACCAAAAUCCAACUAGCCAUGAAUAACAUAAGACUCCUGACAGCAGCUGAAUUUCAUUUUGUGCUUCCAGUGGAAAAAGACAGUUAAAAAUAUCACACGUUGACACGAAACUCUGUCAGCUUCAGCUGUCAAAGUAAACAAGAUUCAAAAUGCUGCAUAAAUUUUCCGCAUGAGCUCACCUGUCAAAUUUUGACCAAUCAGAGCAUAAAAAUUGGACGUAGAGCGUGACCAACGCGUGACCAUGGUGAGCAAAGUCAAAAGCAACUGCCUUCCCUGCCUGUAAUAGCUGGCUGAAUUUUCGCGUCCGAGGUCAGUUCUAAAUCAAAAUUUUAAUUGUGCGCCACAAACACAAAACAUAUUUCAUAUGAAUUAAAAACAAUCAAACUUGAGCCUGCGAUCAUUUGAAAACUAAUAACUUGUCAGCGGGUAACUUCAAAAAAAUACUCGACCACAAUGGGUCAACACCUGAGCCCGCGACACGGUCAAGGGAUACUGGUCAGCGGAUACCCUGUUUUGACAGCUGUCAAUUGAUCACAACAUUGAUGUCCAAUGGAUGUGUGCAUCAUCAGUUUUCCUGUGCUCUCAAAUUAGCUAGAAAGUAUGAGAUUGAACAUUGAUUGCGAUCUAGAGAAACAACUGGUCAGCGGACAGCUUCCAAGUAAAUCACGUCACCUUGAUGAGUUGACACAUGAGCCCUCGAUAUGGCAAUGUGAUACUGGUCAGUGGCUAUCCUGUUUUUACAGCUGUCAAUUGACAUUGUGAAUGGCCAAUAUAAAAGACAUGGGUUUGCCAAGACACACCUGAGACACCCCUCCCUUCCUUUUGAUAGUCUCUCCUACCCUACCUGUACAAUCUGUAGACGCGUACGUACGUACGCUCGGUCAGUCACGUGACAACCAAACGAAAAGAGGUUGACCAUAUUCUAUGAGUAUGGGGCUCUGUCCCACGCGCGCUUCGCGCGCGAGGGAGCCCCGCUAUUAGUCUCGUGACUUAUCACUAGACGUAUAUUCUGCGGGGAAUAAAAUAAAAAAAACAAAAACAAAAACAACAGAACCCAAAAAAAUUGGGCAGGCCACAUCUGGACUUGCUUGUCCGAAAAAAUGUUCUUUUUUCACUUGGUUUCUUUACUCAUUUUCUCAGAUUGUCAGAAUCCGAUCGACUUGGCCUUUGUGUUGGACUCCUCUGGAAGUGUUUCUCAAGCAAAUUUUCAGCUUGGAUUGCAGUUUAUCGUUAGAGUCUGUGAAUACUUCGACAUCGGAUAUCCUCAUGGAACUCGAGUUGCUGUCAUCAGAUACAGCUCCGCUGCAUCGAUAUUGAUCCGUUUUAAUACGUACAUCAACAAGGAAGAUGUCCUCAAUGCAAUAAGGGCAAUACCCAGGCAGGUUGGCUCGACGCGUACUGAUUUAGCCCUUUUAUUAGCUAAUAGGGAACUUUUUAAUAACAGUGAUAACGGAGUGAGGCCGAAAGACUUAGGAGUUCCCAGAGUGCUUGUUCUUCUUACAGACGGAAGGUCCACCUCGGGAAUAAAAAAGGUGAUCGAGCAGUCUAAUUUGCUCAGACAGGAAGGCGUUAAUAUCUUUGCUAUGGGCAUUGGGCGGAACAUCAAUAACGAUGAACUAAACAUUAUUGCCAGUGACCCAGACGUUGAUCAUGUUUUUUAUCCCAAGACGUAUGCUGAAGUAAACUCCAUGGUAGAAAAAAUGCGCGAGGCUUCAUGUUAUGGUGAGUAUUAUUUUAAGGUCUUAUCGUGAACUGCUGUCAUUAUCUAAAUUCUGAUUGGCCCUUGGCACGCUUUUCAUUAACGGAAAAAAGUACAGUGGACUGCGAAGAAUAUAAUGGAAAAUUAUAAAACGAAUCUGCCUCAAAAGUGGUAGCGGUUGAUUACGAGAAGUGUUCGUUUACGAGAGGUUCUAACUAUUGGGCUUUGAUUUUGAAAAAAAGAUGGUAUUUUGGAUAACAGGUCGCUUAUGGGAGGUGGUCGCACAUGGAGGUUCGACUGUGUUUAUACCUGUUAAGAAGGUUGUCAUUUCAAUGUUAAACAAGACUCCAAUUGCAAUUGUUUGUAGAAAAUAAUAGUUCUGUCUUACAAAACUUUCCCAGAACCCGCAUUACUUGAAGAAGAAAAGGAGGUGAUGUCAGACGUCCAGUCAAACACUGUUAAGUAUUACAAGUACGAUUUACAGAACAAAACAGGGAUAAAAACCUUGUUUAUUGAGACAAUGGGUGGUGGAGGUCGCGUAUCUGUAUCCAUGAAAGAUACGAAUCCCCGAGGCCAUCGAUUUAACCUUGGAUUUUGUGAAACUGGUAUUGGUGAUAAUUUCACCACAAGUGGAGAUAUCUUUAUGCUGGAGGAGCUUGAAAGCAACGACUUUUGUGAUGUCCAUGAAAAUGGAGGUUGUACUGAACCUCGUUUUGUAUCCGACGAUGAGUUCUUGGAGGAGGGAAUCAUUACUUAUGUGAAAAGAUGCUCGAGCAGGUGGUUCUAUGUUUCUAUCGAAGGAUUCAACAGGACAAAUAAAUUUAAUCUGACGCUAUAUAAAGAUUUCAUCCGGACAAAUAAUAUAGAGGUGAGUUGUGUUGUAGAAUUUAAAGAGCAAAAGGUGAACACUUACUCAGAAAUUAUUUCCCAACCCUUCACUGUUGAGCUCUUUUAGCGAGAAAGAUGUUUCAAUUUUUAAGUCUGUAAGCCAAGAAUUUAUUUAGUUGAAUGUGCGCCUAGUUAUUUAUAUAUUUAUAAAUUCCAUUUAUUGGUAUUUCACAAAUUAAACUUCUGGGAGAAUUUGGCAAUCUUUCGGAAAGACAGUGUUUAGCCGAUACAUGUAGUUGUUCGUUACCAAGUUGCUCAAACUCCUUUGGGCUCUGUUCCAGGGCAGGAGCCCCUAACCCGGAGCGAGCAACUUCCAUGCCCUCGUGUCACCGCUUUUUCACGGAUCAGUUUAUUUUUAGAAGGGUUUUUGCCCAAAUUUUGUAUAUCUUGUAAAUUCCACAAACCAGUCAGCAAAACCUGAAGACCUAACAAGGAUAUUUUUUGCCUUUUAAUAACGUUUAGUUUUCCUUAUAAUUCGAAUGAGCUCAUAGACAUGGUGGAGAUUCUAUUUUUCGCCGGAAAAAUUGCCCUAAAAUGUAUCUAAAAAUAAACUGGUCCGUAAAAACGCCGUGACAUAGGCUAGUGUGAGAGUUGCUGGCUCCCGGUUAUAGGCUUCUGUCCAGGUUAAGUGUAUAUCUGAUAGCAGCGAAAAGAAACAACAAAAAACACAUACCGUAAGCUGCCACUUGUAAGCCCCGCUAGUUUUAGACCCAUCUACCUCUUAACAAAAAAAGCAUCCGAUCUCUGAUAAGCCACCCGCUAGCUCUUCUUUCUUAAACUCGAUUUAUGAAGACGCUUUAAGUGAAUUAAAAGCCAGUAAGUGUAAAACGUUUUUUAGAUUAGCACUGCUAUAGCUCUGUUUCGACUGAGCACUUUUUCUAUUUUGGUUAAAGCCUCCUUGCUUCCUUGGGUAUAAACCCUUCCAUUUAAAAAAGCCUUAUUACUUCUUCUGUCUCAAGGUAUCUUUCCUCUUUUGGUUAGAAUAUCACCGAAGAGACAGAAACGAAUAAGACAGCCACCUUUCCGAUUCCACAGAACGUUUACGUUGGAGUGGCAGUGGCCACUAUUGGCACAACAGCCACGAUAGCCUCCGUGGUUACCCUCUCGUAAGUAUUAGCAAUAUUAUUGAAUGAGGCUGAGUAUCAUCUGAAGAAUUAUGAAGAUCUCGGGGGGUGUUAUGAUUGCCGAAUUCAAUAAUUGUUUUAUUAUUCAUUCAAAAUAAUUCCUAGCUUAAAAACAAGCUAAAACCUCCGUCGAUGCUAAGUUCAUCUCGAUAUAUUGUACUUGCAUGUUUAUCGGGACGUUUAGAAGAUAAAGGGCUGUUCAAGUCUGCAAAUAUACCCCAAAUAGCAGAUGUCAUCCAUCUAGUUGUCUUCUUGCUGUUUUUGCUAUGUUUUUAGGCAAUGGUUCGCCGUAUAACGAGUAAAAUGUUCGACCAUUUUGUUCUCACUACCAAAACAACUCAAACUCGUUCCCAGGUUUUUCUCGGCUAACAGUUCAACUGCACGAUUGACGUCAUCAGUUCAAUAUCGCAAAAUCCUUCCAAAUUUGGUCGACAAUAGCUGGUUAUGAUGAAUUAUGCGUGGGAUUUACGUCAGUUAGAAACGGGGAAAAUUUUUAAUUACUAAUAAUAACAUUUAUUGAUGGUACAUUUAUUGAUGGUCCUAUAUGGCAGUACAAAGUCAAAAGGAAAUAAGCAAAAAGGGAGGCAACCGAAAACUAUAAAUGUCUUGAUGAUUCCUUGGUCCAAAGGGACUCAUGGAACUUACCAUUGUCAGAACUGGCCGUCGAGACUAAUUCAGCCAGAAAGAGAGUGUCCAGCCAGAUCAGUCAAUGCGUGAAAAUAUGAAGGCAGUGAUGAGUUUUUCGCUAAAACUUCCGACAAAACCCCUUUUUCAUUUUCAGUAUGACCUGUCUACUGGGCAGUUCUGACCUAGCUAGGUACGUAAGCGCCAAGUGCCCUGUCCUUGAAAGGCUCAUUAGCGCUAAUCCAGGAUUAAUAUUUUAUUGCACGAUUGUAUUUACCUUUAUAUAGAUUUUGAUUAAAACUAUCAUUUUGUGUUAUCAUAACUGCAUCUCAUAGUGAAGUCUGUGCAAUACCUUACAUGCUUCAAUUACAUGUUCCUUGAAAAAAUCUCGUUUAAAAACUUUGGCUUAUCCCUGGCGUUUAUCUGACCAUCCUUCGAGGAACCACGCCUAUGUAUUUACGGCUCUUAGACCUUUUCGCCAUUGCGAUAGUGUUACUCAGUGCUUUCACUCAUUGCUCACUGACAUUAUUAUGCAAGUAAACUAACAAUAAAAAAACGUAAUAUAGGAUUAAAUUAAUUGGUAGAAUACUUGAUUGGUCAUUUGAAUAUCAUUUUUUUUAUUGUAUUUUAAUCACAGGUGCGCAAAGGACUUUCAAUUAAAAGGAUCAACCAAAAUAAAAAAGAGGAAGAGGAAAAACAAUAAAAAUGCAGAAAAGAAUAAUAAUGGUACCGUUAACAGCGGUUUCGAAAAGGAUGAUGAGGUUAAUAAGGAUGUGAAAUUUGAUAAUUUGCGAAAUCGCAGUUCUACUCUUUCCCCUUUGAUUGAAAAAUACGAGCACAUGUCAUCUGAAGAGCCUUCUAGAAUUGCCAUUGAAGAGAGAAAAGGGAGACAAAGGGUUUGUUCUAUUGACGUAGCCGAGACGGAAAACACGCAAAUAAAGAAAACAAGAUCUUCCUCUUUUUCUGCUGAAAAUCAAGGGAGGAAAUCGUCUACACAAACAGUGACCAUUGCAAAUACAAAUGAAACUAAGCGUCGUCCCACUCGCAUAAGCCUAGUUUCUUCUAUGAUUCAAGAUUUACAACGAGAAGAUACAAUUAUUAAAGAGACCACUACAUCAGUCAAUCCAUCUGGUUCCGCGGAAAAACGGAAUUCUCGCGUGGAGAUGUCGCAGUUCAAGCGACAGAUUACGAGCACAAGUGUGUCUGUAUCGCUUCGGACACGUCCAGAAACACCUAAAACGCCUCAACCCAACAAAGAAGAAUCGGAUGAAAAAACAGCUUGCUGUUUUAGGUGGAAGCCAUUUUAUUCGCAAAAUAAAGCACAGAAGUCAAGAAAGAAAGUCGGAAACAGUACCGACAGAAUUGAUCUUGAGAAAAGCAUAACCGAAGAAGAAGACAAUAAAGAAGAAAAAGUUAGUUUCGUUAAACGGGUUAAAAGGAAAUUAACAUGGCGCAAUGCUUUGGCUGUUCUUUUCCCUUGUUUUACAUACUACAUUCUGAUGAAGGGAAAUAAAGAGAAGCCGUCAGACAAUAAAGAAGAUAAGAGCGAGAAAGGCCACUGCGAAAUGAGGUAAAGGAGCGAUCCUUGGUAUCUAAUGCAGCUGCUUGAAACCACUAAGGAAUACGUGUUUGGUUAGCCUCUAGGAAGUUGUUUCAUCUAAAUCAGUCGCUGGAGGGUACUCAACUCAGGGUACCAAUUUCGUAUACCUUCUAUUAACAAACGGCACCCCUUUCACAUAGCUUCCCUUUAAGCUGCUGUAAAUACAAUGUCUACUUAAAAUAUGUAUAAAUCACAAAUCAGAACGUUUCAUCGACUUCUUCACAACCAUAAAAUGGAUCUGUUAACCUUUUCGGGCCUUUUCACUGACCGAGGUGCCGAAGUGACAGAUUUCCCUAGCCUUUCAUGAAGCGUGAAAAAGGUACCCUUACCGGGCGGAGCCUCCCCGUAUAGGUCAUUUUAGGGAAUACACCACGGAAAAUCAUUAGUAAAGGUUUCAUCCACAAGGCGUCAGUAUGGUAGCUUCUACUGUGCUUUUGAGGGUCUCCUUGAAAAUACUGAUAAAUUAACUAAUGUUAGGCGUAAAAUGUUACUUUGUUUAAACGUGGAAGAAAUGUAAUUGCCUAUCUGUCAGUUAAUCGACCACAGUGAAAAGUUCCCAAAGCUGCCAUACGAGCGGUCGCUUGUUCGAGAAAUUAUAUACAGUGGUCAGUGGAGCUAUGAUAAUGAUAGAAACAGGGUUACGUGGAGACAAGAAUAAAUAAGUUGAUUUCUUUUCACACAUCACAGGGACCGUCGCUUCGAAAGAGACAUGCAGAUGACUCAAGCAUUUUGUGUCUUGUUAUCCCAGCUCUUGUUUCUGGCAGGAGCUGAUGCUAGAGAUAAUCAGGUAAAUAAAUAUAUAAUACUGUGGUUUUUAAUUCAAUAAAGUGGUUUUCAUUCCUUUCAAGGAAUUUCAAUGAAAUUUAAAAAACAAGCAACAAUAAUUGAUUAGAGGAAUAUUCUUGAUUAGGCGUUUCUAUGGUUACUUUUUUUACAUGACUCUAGUGGCCAAUUAAAACUCAAAACUCCCAAAAGUUUCUCCCUUAAGGGUUUGUAAACUUGAUGUACUUUUUUCACCCAUCUUUUUCUCCCGAGGAUCCCGACUGUACCGGUGACCACUGAUAUAAGUGUUUUUCUCGUGUCCUACAUUUUCUCUAUCCCUAUUUAUUGGUCUUUACUCUUGGAGAGUUUUUGUCCUGUUUUCUGAGUGGACAGACUUGUCGAUGAACCUACAGGUUCUCUUGUCCUUGUCUUACGUGUUCUAUCUACUGUAUUUACCUGGAUCUCUUUUUCCUUAUGGAUGGACUUUGUCCCAGAGUAUGGUAGUUACUUCGUUUUUGGUGACUGCUGACGUUCGUGUUAGUGUGUUAGUAGGGAGCUUAAGCAACGACGACGCGGACGGCAACGAGAACGGCAAAAAAGCAAUAGGUUUGAUUAGCAAAACAACAACUUUGCACGUGCAUCACGCUUUUUUUGUACAUUUCUUUGCCGUCAUUGCCCGAUUUCACGUUUUGUCGAGGACGGGAACACAAGACAACAACUUUCUUUUCUUUUCCUGAACUUUGAUACAGUCCUUUAGAAUUCAACUCCAAAAACAUUUGCCAACAUUUGACGAAGUAAACGAGAUGGAAUAAACGCGAUAAAGUUUGAAGCAGCGCAAAUUCACUUUUUAAGUGACGUUUUUGUAGCCGUCGCCGUCGUUGUUGCUUAAGCUCCCUAGUAAUACUUGUCUGAUACUUGAUGUUGUAGUACUGGCAGUAUGCUGUUGCCUUGUCGCCAUUUUCCCUAGCUCUCCUAAACAACUGAGCUUAUGCAGACCUUGUCCUCCCUGGUUCCCAUCCCCCUUUCUGGGUAUAGCCUGUACUAUUAACGUCAUUUUAUCGGAUAUCGGAAACUUCUUCCAAAUUUGAUGAACACUACCUAAUUGGGAAGAAUUAGCCAAGGGCUUUUGACGGAGCAAGUCAGAAACGGAGAAAUAUUUUGAAUGGAUAAUAACGAAAUGUAAGAUCAAAUGAUCUAUAACACUUAACCACCGUCGUAUUCAUUCUCUCAUUUUGUUUCCCUCAGAUUGCCUGUGCUGUUGUGGCUAUUGCCAUGAAUUACCUUUCUCUUGUAACGGUUACUUGGCUUAUUGUACAGGCCAUGUAUCUUUUUUCCUUCACGAGAAGUAGAGAAAGUGAAACCAAACAGAGGCUGAAAAUUAAUCUCUAUUACGCAGGCGCAUGGGGC
Molecule: messenger RNA, 14613 nt
Organism: Porites evermanni
Lineage: Eukaryota; Metazoa; Cnidaria; Anthozoa; Scleractinia; Poritidae
Source: the annotation of a GenBank genome assembly